AUCCUCGGAAUAUCCGAAUAAAGGGCGGCUUCUUUAAUUCUUUCUCAACAGUAAAAUUCAGUAGUAGUACCAAUUAUUUUUUCAACAGUAUUACCAAUUCAAAAUUAGGAAAACUGUUAAAGCUAAUGGUACAUUAACAAGUUCAAUUUGGAAAUAAUCCAUUUUCAAAAUUAGCAAAGAUUUUCAAGCAAAAUCCCUCAAACCGAUCGUUCAAAAUUUAAUUCAAAUUUAAAAAAUCCGAUCAUCGGAAAAAAAUCAAACUUUCCGACGAACCAUAAACCCUAAGACGUAGCUGAUGCAGAGGAUAAUAUCAAUUUCAUCGGAUUAUUUGAAUCGAAUAAUCCAGAAUCUUCAUAGCAGUUAUUCGCCGCCAAUAUGGGCAACUGUAGUUGCUGGAUUCUUCGUAAUCCUUACUCUCACACUUUCUACGUAUCUCAUCUUCGAACACCUUUCAGUUUACAAAAAUCCCGAGGAACAAAAGUUUUUGAUUGGAGUAAUAUUGAUGGUGCCUUGUUAUGCUGUUGAAUCAUUUGUGUCAUUGGUAAAUCCAGCGAUUAGUGUUGACAUCGGGAUACUACGUGAUUGCUAUGAAUCCUUUGCAAUGUACUGCUUUGGGAGGUAUCUUGUUGCAUGUUUAGGUGGGGAAAAGAGAACCAUAGAAUUUAUGAAGAGGGAAGGACGCGCAGGUUCAAAGAUGCCACUACUAGAGCAUGGCUCUGAAAAGGGGAUUGUUAAGCAUCAUUUUCCCAUGAAAUAUAUUUUCAAGCCAUGGAAACUUGGUCAGUGGGUAUACCAAGUUAUCAAGUUCGGAAUUUUCCAAUAUGUGAUAAUCAAAGCAUUUACUGCUACUUUGGCAGUGAUUCUUGAAGCUUUUGAUGUAUAUUGUGAAGGAGACUUCAAAUGGAAUUGUGGGUAUCCAUAUAUGGCCGUGGUUUUAAAUUUCAGUCAAUCAUGGGCAUUGUAUUGCUUAGUUCAAUUUUAUACUAUUGCAAAGGAUGAAUUAUCUCACAUCAAGCCGCUGUACAAGUUUCUAACAUUCAAGUCAAUUGUUUUCUUAACUUGGUGGCAAGGCGUGGUGAUAGCCCUGUGCUCUACACUUGGUUUCUUUAGAAGUCCAAUAGCUCAAGCUUUACAGUUUAAGUCCAGUGUUCAAGAUUUCAUCAUAUGCAUUGAGUACAGAUGGGCAUUGCUUCUGUAGUUCACCUCUAUGUCUUCCCUGCCAAGCCAUACGAGCUGAUGGGAGAGCGUUUUACUGGGGAUGUUGCAGUUCUGGGAGAUUACGUAUCUGCUGA
Molecule: messenger RNA, 1292 nt
Organism: Nicotiana attenuata
Lineage: Eukaryota; Viridiplantae; Streptophyta; Magnoliopsida; Solanales; Solanaceae
Product: protein LAZ1-like
Exons: 7
Coding region: 296-1198 (300 amino acids)
Biological process (GO): transport
Molecular function (GO): transporter activity
Source: RefSeq, a predicted model, not a curated record